This is a messenger RNA of Erigeron canadensis, 1008 nucleotides long. RefSeq lists its product as uncharacterized. Gene Ontology annotation, molecular function: nucleic acid binding. Gene Ontology annotation, biological process: DNA integration. The transcript is spliced from 3 exons. The record is from RefSeq and is a predicted model, not a curated record. Lineage: Eukaryota; Viridiplantae; Streptophyta; Magnoliopsida; Asterales; Asteraceae. The coding region runs from base 1 to 1008 and encodes 335 amino acids.
AUGUUUGCAAACGACUUCUUUGAACGAAUAAAGAAAGCUCAAGAAGAAGCCUUGAAACAUGACCCUAAACAAGAGAGAAUUAAAGGGCAAUUGCAACAUCUCUCGAAGGACUCUCGUGGUCUCAUGGUUCGUUAUGGAAGAAUUUGGAUUCCAUCCUCGUGCACGUUGAAGGAAACUCUUUUCGAUGAAACACAUAAGUCCAAAUCGGUUAACAAAAAGUGCCUUAUUUUGCCCAUUCGUGAAUCAUCAUCUUCCGAAGUUUUAGCCGAUUUAUUUGUGAAAGAAGUUGUAGCUCGGCAUGGCAUCCCCGUCUCUAUUGUUUCGGAUAGGGAUACUCGUUUUACCUCCCAUUUUUGGAGGAUGUUUCAUGAAGAUAUGGGUACUAAGUUACAUUUUAGUACCACAUACCACCCGCAAACGGACGGUCAAAGCGAAAGAACCAUCCAAACAUUGGAAGAUAUGUUACGAGCGUGCAUUAUUGAUUUUGGGGGACCAUGGGAUGCAUACUUACCUUUGGCAGAAUUUUCGUACAACAAUAGCUACCAUUCUAGUAUUAAGAUGCCACCGUACGAAAUGCUUUAUGGUUAUGUUAAAGGUAUCUCCAUGGAAGGGUUUGCUACGAUUUCGCAAACGUGGAAAGUUGAGUCCACGGUUCAUAGCCCGUUUCGGAUUGUAGCCCGUAUUGGCAAAAUGGCAUACCAAUUGGAGUUGCCCGAAGAGCUAUCUCGUAUUCAUAACACUUUUCAUGUGUCACAAAUCCGAAAAUGUCUUGUUGAUGAUGCGACGUGUGUUCCAUUAAAUGAAAUCGAGCUACACAAGAAGUUAACUUAUGUCGAGGAACCGGUUGCCAUAGUUGAAGAAGAGUUGGGAAGGAUAAACAAUAAGACGGUACACACUUUCAAGGUGCGAUGGAAACACCAUAAGAGCUCCGAGUAUACCUGGGAAACCGAGCAUGACAUGUUGGUGUACUAUCCGUCUUUGCACAUGGCAUGGAUCACGGGGACGUGA